UUAGUUCAUUCCCCGCGUACGUAAGGGUGCUUCAUGUUCUAUCCAGGUAUUCUUACGUCCGUGACAUAAGCAGUAAGACGAGGAACAUCAUUUUGCUGUUUUCGGGAAACGAUAUUUUAUAUUAUUUCUUAAUUGCUUAAUAUAAGUUCAUUUAUAUCUAAAUCAUGUCGAAACGUAAAUUGGAUAAUAUGAUAGAAAAUGAGUUCGAUAAACAGUCUGGACAGCCACUUAAAAACUCACUGGACUCUGAUGAAGAUGACGAUGAAACAAACGAGGAUGCCUAUAAUGUCAUGAAUGAAGAUGAAUUUGAAGGCACGGAAGAUGGACCUUCAGUAGCAGAAACAAAUGUGGGAUUUACAGCAUUUAAUAUGAAAGAGGAAUUGGAAGAGGGUCACUUUGAUAAAGACGGUCAUUAUCUUUGGAACAAAGAGAAACAAAUAAGAGAUAACUGGUUGGACAAUAUUGAUUGGAUCCAGGUUAAACCAAGUUCCACGACUGAACGAAAGGAUACUAAAUCGGACGAAGCUCAUGGACUAGGAGACAGUGAUAGUGAUGAAGGAGAUAUUAUGUUUGAUUCUACUCCAUUGUAUAAACAAAUGCUGGAGUAUAUAAAACCGGGUGAAACGGUUUCUAAGGCGUUAUGUAGACUCGGUAAAGGAAAAAAGAAGUUAACCACAGCUGAAAGAUGGAAGAAGAAAAAAGAAUGCAAAACACUCGUGGAGGAAGACCAAAAUUCUGUUAACAUAACAAAAUUGACGGAGUUAGCGAAUGAGCUGUUAACACGUACCGGUAACAUGGAUAUAUAUCAGGAAACCUACGAGCAAAUCACAAAAAAAGUCGAACAGGCCAACAAGCAUGCGCCACCUUCGAAACAAGAAGCAGAACUAGAUAUGUAUGCCGAUGAUUUCGAUGAGAAGGAGAAGGCGAAAUUGGAUGACACUGAUAGCGGAGCCGAUAAGGCAGCGGUGGCAACCAGCGAAGAAAAGUCUUCGCCUUCGGAGGAAGACAUUAUGUGGGAGCUGAAAUGGUCACAGGAUGACGAUGCGGAGAUACACGGGCCUCAUACUAGUCAGCAAAUGCAUGCGUGGGCAAACGAGGGAUAUUUCAAAAAGGGCGCUUGGGUGAGGAGAAGCGGGCAACAGAAUCAAUUUUAUAGUGCAGCCAGGGUAGACUUUGAGCUCUAUCUGUGACACUUCUGCCUGACGCAGAAAGACGCGAGAGAGGGGAUAGAUAUGUCUGUACAAAUUCAUCAAAGGUCACUAUUGAUGUAUUAUGUACACGUAAACCUUUUAAGGGAAUUCGAUACCUAAGUGUAAAAACAAGGCGUUUCUUAAUAAAAUAUGAAAUACGAGGAUACUUCGUUGUAUUGUAAAUAAAGGAAGGGAGAGAGAGAGAUUCGCCGAAAAGAGUGGAAAUAUUCCAGAACUAGCGUAUUUGUGUGAAAAGUUUGGAAAUAUACAAAUGUGGAGAAAAUGAACUCUAAAUUCGUUGAUAUUAUUCUGGUUGGAACUUGCGAUUUAAUUUCAAAGUAAGUUUUACGCAACGGUAAUGAACUCUCGACUAUUGAAGAGGUAUUUCACGAAUAAAGUGCAUGUGAUGCGUUC
Messenger RNA from Dinoponera quadriceps, 1604 nucleotides. It is a transcript of the gene holn1, whose product is annotated as CD2 antigen cytoplasmic tail-binding protein 2 homolog. The coding region runs from base 165 to 1190 and encodes 341 amino acids. The record is from RefSeq and is a predicted model, not a curated record. The transcript has 8 exons. Gene Ontology annotation, molecular function: protein binding. Gene Ontology annotation, cellular component: U5 snRNP. NCBI's taxonomy places the organism in Eukaryota, Metazoa, Arthropoda, Insecta, Hymenoptera, Formicidae.